AUCAUUCGCUAAUGUAGGAAUUAAUUACUUCCUCUGUGCUUGUUUUAGAAAUCUAUAGAAAGUGAAGAUGGAUCCAAGAACAGCAGUACGACGCGUGGCCCUUUGGCAUUUUGCUAUAUAUAAAUCUAACGCCGCCGAUCUUUAAGGAUUGCCAUACUAGAGCCAAGGAGUUUGACCAGUUAUCAACAGCAGUAACCGUCAACCUACACUUCAAUAUCUUGAGACAAUGAAGGCUGUUGCCGCUAUCCUUGCCCUUGUGGCUGCCGUCGAGGCUCACUAUACCUUCCCAGCACUGAUUGCAAACGGUGCCGCUACCAACAAGUGGGAAUAUGUGAGGAAGACGACGAACUACCAGAGCAAUGGACCAGUGACCGACGUCAGCUCUGAGCAGUUACGCUGCUACCAGCUCGCACCGGGCAACGAGGGCGCCAAGACCAUGACCGUAGCAGCCGGAUCCACCGUCGGCUUCACGGCCGACGGCUCGGUCUCGCACCCGGGGACGCUGCAGUUCUACAUGGCGAAGGUACCCGCAGGCCAGACGGCGGACUCGUGGGACGGCUCGGGCGCGGUGUGGUUCAAGAUCUUCUCGCAGGGGCCGAACAUCUCGCCGAGCGGGCUGACCUGGCCCAGCGAGGGCGCCAAGCAGGUGACGACCAAGAUCCCGUCGUGCAUCCCCGCCGGCGACUACCUGCUCCGCGUCGAGCACAUCGCGCUGCACUCGGCGGGCUCGACCGGCGGCGCCCAGCUGUACAUCUCGUGCGGCCAGCUCACUGUCACCGGCGGCGGCAGCAAGACCCCGACGAACCUCGUCUCGUUCCCUGGCGCUUACAAGGCUACCGAUCCCGGCCUGCUCAUCAACAUCUACUACCCGGUUCCCACCUCUUACACCGCUCCCGGCCCUGCUGUCUUCACUUGCUAAAUGGAGGUUGGAGAAGGGAUGGUAUAGGAAGCGAGUAAUGCUAUAGGUCAGUUAGUACAGAGCUACCUAGGAACUUAAGUAGAUGUCUCGAAUUUAUUACUACGUAAAAUCUUUACUUGGUUCAGAUGUAAGAGCAAUUAUGACAUUUGAUGCUUGCUACUAU
Messenger RNA from Daldinia caldariorum, 1082 nucleotides. Its product is annotated as glycoside hydrolase family 61 protein. The record is from RefSeq and is a predicted model, not a curated record. NCBI's taxonomy places the organism in Eukaryota, Fungi, Ascomycota, Sordariomycetes, Xylariales, Hypoxylaceae. The transcript has 3 exons. Bases 227 to 919 code for a protein of 230 amino acids.